This is a messenger RNA of Myxocyprinus asiaticus (Chinese sucker), 4180 nucleotides long. RefSeq names its product RNA-binding protein 12B-like. NCBI's taxonomy places the organism in Eukaryota, Metazoa, Chordata, Actinopteri, Cypriniformes, Catostomidae. The transcript has 2 exons. Bases 210 to 2087 code for a protein of 625 amino acids. Gene Ontology annotation, cellular component: nucleoplasm; ribonucleoprotein complex. Gene Ontology annotation, molecular function: RNA binding. The record is from RefSeq and is a predicted model, not a curated record. Gene Ontology annotation, biological process: regulation of RNA splicing.
CGUAGUCUACAGAUGGCGGUGCAGGAGAUGCGGAUUCCUUAGUUUUACGCGAUUCGUCAUCGCUUCAGAUAUUUUACUGCGAAGUUUGUGCUUCGUCACGGUGGAAAUAGGAAAGACGACAUCGCAAAUCGGCAUUUAUUGCGCAUUAUUUUGCAUUUGGAGAAUAGUGCUAUCUCCUUUGUUUUGUGUGCUGUUGUGUGUGCUCCAUCAUGGCUGUAGUCAUCCGAUUACAGGGACUCAGAAUCACGGCUGGUUCUGAGGACAUUCGCAAUUUCUUCACUGGGCUCAAAAUUCUUGAUGGUGGGGUUCAUAUAAUUGGCGGGGAGCUUGAGGAAGCUUUUAUAAUAUUUGCAUCAGAUGAAGAUGCAAGACGAGCGAUGACACGCUCGGGUGGCUGCAUUAAGGGAUCUCCUGUCAACUUGCUUCUGAGUAGCAAGUCAGAAAUGCAGAGUGUUCUUGAGGAGAGCACUAGGAGGUCUGAGUUAAAAAGCAGGGGAAUGUACAAGGAGUGUGUCAAAAGACCUUCUGUGGAACAAGGUCCUUCACCGAGAGCAGAUGUGCGAAGGGCAGAUAAUCCAGAAAUUAGGAACAGACCAUCGCCAUCUUCAUUCAGUGAGACACGAAAUCAGAGGGAAGGGGCUGCUUUAAAGAGAGAUGACAUUUAUCUAAAAUUGACUGGGAUGCCGUUCUCCGCAACAAAGGAAAACGUUCGUAACUUUUUUGAUGGGUUACAAAUUGAAGACAUGCUCUUUUUGAGGAACCAGCGUGGAACAUUUAAUGGACAUGCUAUUGUAAAAUUUGCUACCACAGAGGAUGCCAUUGAAGGUCUGAAGAGGGAUCGUCAGUACAUUGGACCACGGUAUGUACAAAUAACAAGAUGCACAGAGGAGCAAUGGCUGAAAGAAGGGGGUGUUGUUAGAACAGACAAUCGGAAAAGACAGUCUUUAGACCGUGCAAGAUCUCGAUCUCCUGUUUCCAUUAAGACACGGUCCCCGUCCCAUGAAGAAUACUGUGUCUUGUUUGAAAACUUGGCUCAUGCGAUUGAAAAGAGUGAUUUGAGGGCAUUACUUCAUCCGGUUCCUUUGAAGGAUGACCAAAUUAUUAUCUUUGUCCAAAAGAAGGACGAUAGAACCAAAUCGGCUGUUGUGGUGUUUAGAAAUCUUACAGACUAUUGUGCUGGCUUGGCUCAUCAUAAGGAAACAUUGCUGCACAAGGUUGUGUAUGUGUCACCUCUCUCCAAGGAGAAAAUGGUUGCCAUGUUAGAAUUGUCUGUCGAUGAGAGAGAUGACAACAGAGGCUCAAGACGAUCAGUUGAAAUGUCCCAGUUGCAAAGAAGCGUUCCCGACUCCGAGAUGAGGUGCGUUUACGUACGCAAUCUGCCCUUUGAUGUUCGGAAAGUGGAGAUCACGGACUUCUUCCAUGGAUUUCAACUGUCUGAGGAUAGGGUGAUCUUAUUGCGUGAUGAAAGAGGAGCUGGGCUUGGUGAGGCUUUGGUGAUCUUCCAGUCAGAGAAGGAGGCCGUAAUGGCACAGUCCCUUAACGGACAAAGGUUUCUAGGAUCAGAAGUCAUGCUGAAGUGCAUAACAUUGGCCCAGAUGCAGGAUUUUGGUGUGAAUGAUCAGUCAAUGAUGAGCCCACCAGAAAGGAACAAUCAGAGAGCCAGAGAAGUUUACAACGAUGGUCCUCAUUUUUCUAAUACCCAGAUGCGGCCUGAUGAUUUUGAUAUGCAGCCCGAGUUGAAUCGUGGUUAUGGAGGUCGUGAUGGCUUUGAUCCUAAUUUUGCAUUUAGACCAGGAUCAGAUGAUAAUGGGCGCCAUGGUUAUCGAUCUCCUGGCCAACAAUUUGAUGGUCCAACUUGCAUUAAAUUGCUCAAUCUACCCUCACAGAUAAGGAUUGAUGAGAUUUAUGACUUCUGCUAUGGAUACAGAGUGAUUCCAGGAUCAGCCUCAUUGCAGUAUGAUAGAAAUGGAGAUUCCAGACGUUCUGCAACGGUACUGUUUGAAAACCACAAAGAGGCGCUCACUGCACUUCAAGAAUUAAAUGGAAGACCAAUUGGCACCAGGAAAAUUCAGAUGGUGUUUAUGUAGAUAUGCACUCAGUUAUAGCAUCAAAGGAAGUGGUGUGAUGCAUUCUUGUUGUCUCAAGUCAAAAAUAAUGACAAGAGUUACAUGUGCUUUAAAUCGUUUUUUUUUUUUUUUUUUUUUUUUUUUUGGCAUUUUCACUAAUGUAAUAAGGCCGAUGAUGUUUUAUAAUUUUUUGUUUGCCUUUAUGGAUUUGCAGAUGAAUACUGCUUUAAUUUAGAUUCAUACCUUUUGUACCCUAUUGUGACUGCUAAUUAUAAAUUCUGCUGUUGCCUUGGAGUAUGUCAAUGACAGUAUCUAAACUCAGUCUGUUUAAUUUGUGCUGUUUUUUUUUUUUUUUUAAGUAACAAAUACUAUUUUGUUUCAUUUUGAGUUUUCACUGUACGUAUAUAUAUAUAUAUAUAUAUAUAUAUAUAUAUAUAUAUAUAUUUUUUUUUUUCAGUCAUUUUUAGCCAUCUGGGGAAAAAACAGAUUUUAAAAUAAUCUUUUUUGUGAAAUUGUUAAUUUUCUGAGAGAAAUGGUCAAUUAAUGGUUCGAUUAAAGGCAACAGCUUGUUAUUAUGACUAGGGCUGCAACUAACGAUUAUUUUGAUAAUCGACUAAUCUAAUGAUUAUUAGAACGAUUAUUCGACUAUUCGGGCGAUUAUUGCAACGAUGAAUCAUUAGCUCUUAACCGAGUAUUCAGCUUGUGCUUCAACUUAAACGGUUGUAUUAAAUGUGCUUAAUAACAAUAAAGAGGACACAAUGAUCUUAAGGUAAAAAUACCUCCUAAAUGUUAUUUAAUGAAUUACAAGGGGAAAAAAAUACUUGGAUUUUUAUAGUUUAAUUCAUUAAAUAGUUCACUGCAAAAAAUCUUAUUAUUAUUAAGUGUUUUUGUCUUGUUUUCCAUUUAAAAUGAUCUAAAAAUCCUUAAAAGAAUAUACAUUUACUUGAGAAGCAUAUUAAAUAUAAGUGUAAUUUCACUUGUUUAUACUUCAGCCAGUGCCAUAAAGACAAAAUAUACUUGUAUUCAAGAUACAUUCUCUGAAAACAAGUCUAAAUAUAGAACAUGUUGUGUUAAGGAUUUUUUGAUAUUUUAAAAUAUUUAAAUAUUUUAUUCAACAUUCACCAAUAAAACAUUUUCUUCUGCGGUAUAUCUCCUAAAAUAAAUGUACGUAAGGACAAAGACAAAUUGUAUAAUGGGCUAACACUACACUUUCACCUUUUUGUUCGCUUGAUUUCAAUUUAUCUUUAACUCCCAAAAAAAAAAACUCCCAAAAAAAAAAAAAGAAAAACUCUCUUAUUAGAGCUCGAAUUGCCGAUUUUCUUCACGAUAAGAUACACAACAUGACAUAUAUUAUGAUUCACUAUACCAUCACGUUAUAAUCUAGCUGCGGCAAGCACGCACGAGGGAUCUCUGCACGAGACAUGUAUCAGCCAGGAGAAGUUUGAAAUUCUCGUGCUGUUUUUCACUCGACUUUUACACUACCGUUCAAAAGUUUAGGGUCACUUAUUCUUUAUUUAUAUGUUUCACAUUUUAGAAUAAUAGUAAAGUCAUUAAAACUGUGGAAUAACAUAAAUGGAACUAUGGGAAUUAUGUUGUGACAAAAAAAAAAAAAAAUCCAAAAUAAAUCAAAACUGUGUUAUAUUUUAGCAUCUUCAAAGUAGUCACCCUUUGCCUAGAAUUUGCAGAAAUGUACUCCUGACAUUUUCUCAACCAACUUCUUGAGGUAUCACCCUGGGAUGCUUUUUCAACAGUAUUGAAGGAGUUCCCAUCUAUGUUGGGCACUUAUUGGCUGCUUUUCUUUAUUAUUCGGUCCAAGUCAUCCAUUUCAAAAACUUUUUUUUUUUUUUUUAAUAAAAUUUUAGUUUUGUAAUUAAAUUAAUAUGUUGGCACAAUUAUAUUUUUGUCUACAAAACUAAUUUCAAACAUUUAAGCAUACGCCUUCAGAUCAAAAGAUUUUUAAGAUCAUGAGAAACAUUUCAGUCAAGUGACCCCAAAUUUUUGAACGGUAGUGUAUAACUCUGACUGCACAGAUACCAGUUUCAGAGUUUGUGCUUGCUUAUACAACCCACUUCCUUAUUAUUUGAACUUUAAUAAAGGAUGCAUUAAACAUAUAA